UUAAAAAAAAAAAAGGAAGGGAAGAAACCAACGGAAAGAUGAUAGAAAGCGAAGCAACAGGGGGAAAGGUAACGAUGCAUUCAGCACAGACGACGUGCUGAAGGAUCUGCCACUACCGCACAUCCACGACGUCGUUCCGCUCCAAUCCGGAUGUAAUUAAGAUCCAUUUAAGUCAGUCAAAGUCAUGUUUGAAAGUCCUACGACGAUCCAAUCUUCUCACAGUCCUCAUCUUCGGAAACCAGGAGGCAAAGCUGUUUUUUCUGACCUAGGCGCAGGAGAACCUGGAAAUAGUGUUCAAGAAGGUUACGUGUUUCCGUUGGUGCUAGGUGAAAUGAAGGGUGCAAAUUCACCUUUGCAUGCCGCGGCGAUAAUGCCUUCUCCUACCUUUCUAUGGAGAUUUAAGGUCAUAUUGUUUUUGAUAUGGGGCUUCACUUGUUGCAAGAUUGGAUGGGACUCAGUCAUGAGAAUGAGCGCAGACCUGCGAGACUUAUUCUUGUAUGAGGCUUUCCUAUAUUAUAACCCUUUCCUUCUCGUGACAAUGAUGGUUUGGCUAUGGGGAGUGUGUUUAUGGGUCUUCUCACAGAGUAGUGUUAAUUAUGCCAAAAUAUUUGAUCUGGAUCAAAACCAUCUCACCCACAGAGAAAUAUGGAAGUGUAGCAUAUGGAUGACAAUUAUAGUUCCAACUAGCAUGACAGCAUACCUUUAUCUCUACUCCCAUGGAGAAGUGUCAUUGGCAGCAUCACAACCAGUGAUCCUGUAUGUUGCUGUUGCUUUGGUUUUGGUAUUCCCCUUCGAUAUUUUCUAUUUGUCAUCUCGUUACUUCUUGCUAAGAACACUCUGGCAGAUAGCCCUCCCACUGCAGCCAAUUUCAUUUCCUGACUUCUUCUUGGCUGACAUUCUAACCUCCAUGGCCAAGGUAUUUUCAGAUUUGGAGCGUUCAGUCUGUCGAAUGGUUCAUCGCCAGGUGGCAACAAUCGCAUGGUUUGAGGCUGACUCGGUUUGUGGUAGUCACUCAGUUGGAAUUCCACUAGUGCUUGUUAUCCCUUACAUUUGGCGGCUAAUGCAAUGCCUGCGGCAGUACAAGGACACAAAAGAGAAGGCAACCCUUUUCAAUGCUUUGAAGUAUUCGACAGCAGUCCCUGUGAUUUUUCUUUCAGCCCUUAAAUAUCAUGUCUUACCUGAUAGUUGGACAUAUAUUUACCGUCGCCUCUGGCUUUUCUCAAGUGUUGUUAACUCACUCUACUCAUUUUACUGGGACGUGACUCGUGAUUGGGACCUUAGUGUCUUCACUAGAAUUUUCAAGUUCAACAAGCCAAGUUAUUGUUCCAAUCUGUUAUAUGGCCGACAAUGGGUUUAUUUUUGGGUUAUUGGGAGCAACUUGAUUUUGCGUUGCACAUGGACAUACAAACUGUCUGCUCAUCUCCGCCACAACUACUUGACUGUCUUCAUGGUUACCGCCUUAGAGAUGCUCAGAAGGUUCCAAUGGAUUUUCUUUCGAGUAGAAAAUGAGUGGAAUAAAAUCACCAAGUCCGGCUUUCAGCUUCCCAUGACUGACAUCCCAAGAGAGGAUGAAAAAUUACUAGGCUCAACCAAUCACAAUGUAUAGAUUACACAGAGUCUCUGGCUUCAAGUUAGCAUCAAAUUAAAUUCAUUCUUUGCUGAUACCACAUAUAAUUUCAGCCUUAAAAGCAGUUAGCUGCAUUUUGGUUGCCCCCUAUUACAGUUGGACAAUAGGUUGGAUUUUCAUACCUUACAGUUUGUUGGGGACCAGUUUUGAUUUGCGAACGCGGCCUAGAUGUAUAACCUUGACUAAACAUUAUAUCAUAUUGGAGAUUUAGAAGUUACUCUAGAUUUGAACUA
Molecule: messenger RNA, 1860 nt
Organism: Theobroma cacao (cacao)
Lineage: Eukaryota; Viridiplantae; Streptophyta; Magnoliopsida; Malvales; Malvaceae
Product: EXS (ERD1/XPR1/SYG1) family protein
Cellular component (GO): cytoplasm; membrane
Source: RefSeq, a predicted model, not a curated record